AGAUGUAGCUAAAACGAGUAGGAGUUGCUCGAACAGACUAGGCGGAGUCAGUAACUCCAACCUUAAUAGAGAUACAAUCAAGAAAGUCUAUGCAGUGCAUUUUCAGGAUCAGCGUAGGUGGAAAGACGGAAGUCACGGGUUAGUAGGGAUCUUCCAUCUACAUAGUUUAGACAUCAGCCAACAACGAAUGAAUAACCAGUCUGACUCAUCACGGCACUUCUUUAAUUACUAAAAAAUUUUUGAAAAAAUGUUAGAAAUCUUCGUAUGUAAAAAUUUUACUCUCUAUGAAAUACUGAAGCCUGACACACUAAACUUGCUUGUGCACAUUAUUGUAAGCUCUAUAUAGUGUGUUAAAUGGGUGUGAAUAUUUUCUAGUUUCAAUAGAAAGUGAAUAGGACUAUUUUUGUUAUAGUAGUUAGAACACAAGCAUUUUUGUCAUGUCAAAAAAAUUUUGUGUCAUGUCGAAAUAUAAUCGAAAUAGGUUCUAGCAACUGUAAAAACUUCGAAAUGUUGAAGUAACACAAUAUUAAAACGAGCGUAGCUUUUGAAAAAAUGGACUCAUCAUAUAGUUUUAAUAGAUUAGAGAUAAUGAAUCAUCAUCUUCAUCAUGUACUUCAUCAUCGCAUGCAUUCGACGCCCGAAGAGCAUGUGGUGUCACAUGAACAAGAACCGUCUGCUGUUUCCACAUUACGUUUUAGCAUUGUCAAUAUUCUUCGACCUGAUUUUGGAAAAGAGGCUAUUUUAACCACGCGAAACUUAUCAAAGUCAGUGUCUAUGAAAGUAACAGCACUUUCUGUACAUAAUUCAUUGACUUUGCCUCGGGACCUGCGUUUCUGCACCAGUCGACUAUCGCCACAUUCCACGUCGGUUGGUUCUUUCAUCAACGCACAGAGAUAUAAUCGUGAUGGCUUAUCUUCACAUUGCGGUUUAACCUCACCUGUGCAGAGGCAUGUGUCGAGUCUAAGUAGAAGCGGUAGCCUUGAAAGUUUGGCUAGUAAUUUGAGCUCUGUUACCGGUGGCUCCAUAAAUGGUGCAACUUCGACUUCGUCGAUAUCAACUACAGGGAUUGAAUCUGUUAGUAAUGAUAGCAAUGUCAACAAUAGUUUGCCUAUCCAAAGUUCUUCCAAUAGACAAAGUCUUUGGCCCGCUUGGAUAUAUUGUACUAGAUACUCUGACAGACCUUCUUCUGGACCACGAACCAGACGAGUAAAACGUUCAAAAAGUGAAAAACCUGAAUCAGCGACAUCGGAGGAAAAACGACCACGAACUGCCUUUAGCGCAGAACAGCUUAACAAAUUAAGGCUAGAAUUCAAAGAAAAUCGGUAUCUGACCGAAUUUCGUCGUCAAAAACUAUCUAAAGAACUUGGUUUAAAUGAACAGCAGAUAAAAAUUUGGUUUCAAAACAAGAGAGCAAAAAUGAAAAAAGCUAGUGGACAAAAAAAUCCAUUAGCGUUACAAUUAAUGGCUCAAGGUCUCUAUAAUCACUCAACAAUGCCCGUUGAUGAGAGCAACGAAGAGAUUACUAUUUGUGAAAUAUAAUGGAAUUAAUUAUUUCCCUUUAAAUUUAAUAUUUACAUUCUAAAAA
This is a messenger RNA of Ceratosolen solmsi marchali, 1585 nucleotides long. RefSeq names its product homeobox protein engrailed-1a. The record is from RefSeq and is a predicted model, not a curated record. Gene Ontology annotation, cellular component: nucleus. Gene Ontology annotation, molecular function: DNA-binding transcription factor activity, RNA polymerase II-specific; RNA polymerase II cis-regulatory region sequence-specific DNA binding. Gene Ontology annotation, biological process: neuron differentiation; regulation of transcription by RNA polymerase II; multicellular organism development. NCBI's taxonomy places the organism in Eukaryota, Metazoa, Arthropoda, Insecta, Hymenoptera, Agaonidae. The transcript has 2 exons. The coding region runs from base 553 to 1539 and encodes 328 amino acids.